GAUCAAUAAUUUCUUGUACUGAACAAUAUUUAACAGGUGGCAAUUUUCGUAUUAUUUCAACAACAGUUCGGAGCUACAGAGACCCAGAAUAGUAUAAACCCCUUUCCCUCUCUCUGACCGCGCUUGUUUUCGUAUAAGGAAGCCUCUGGAUUCUAAGAAUUUUAGAACACGAAAGAAGACAAGAACCCUAGUGAUAGUGUAUUUUGUGCUGCAUGGUUGAGCGCAAUUUUUUUUUUCGCCUUCCGGUGGCUUCUUGACUUUCUGUUUUGGCGGUGAAGAGAUUUAUUUUCACCUUGGGUCAGUUGGAGUCAAAUUGUCAUCAGAAGUUUUCUGCUCAAUUUCAGCGUCCAUAACCAGGAGUUUUGGAUUUAAAAAAGGAUCAACCUUUGAAGAAAAAUAUAUAGUAAUUGAGGAUGGAUGUUGAGGAAGCAGAAAGGGUGGUUGUUGCCAAACCAGUAGCUUCAAGGCCUACUUGCCCCCCUUUUAGAUCCUUCUCCGAGCUACUUGCAGGUGCCAUCAAUGCCUCUCCAUCUAUUGAAUCUUCUCAAGCCACAGUUUCAGCCAUUAGACCAAAGACUGUGAGGUUCAAGCCAGCCGUGAAUCGCCCACCUCCUGCUGGGUUUAUUUCUUCUGAGGCUAACCCAUCUUACAAAAAUCAUAGACCAGACACUAAUCAAACAGUUGUUUACAAGCCUACGGCUAAGCUUGUCUCCAAGGCCACUGUUUCUCUUUUGGCAAAUAUGGGAAACUAUAGUACCAGUCAUAGCCAGCAGUUUCAACUUCCCAAUCCGGAGAAACUGAGGACAAAUUUGAGCUCAAUUCAUCACCAGAAUAAUAACACCCCAAGCGCUGAAUCAAAUCAAGCAAUUGUAUGUUACAAGAUGGUACAACAGAGCCCAGAGGAGGACCAGAAAACUUCACCAUCUACUAGUAAUUGUGGUGAUAGACCUUGUUAUGAUGGGUAUAACUGGAGGAAAUAUGGCCAGAAGCAAGUGAAAGGAAGCGAGUAUCCAAGGAGUUAUUACAAAUGCACGCAUCCUAAUUGCCCAGUGAAGAAGAAGGUUGAAAGAUCAUUUGAUGGGCAGAUUGCAGAAAUUGUGUAUAAAGGGGAGCACAACCAUUCAAAGCCCCAGCCUCCUAAGCGCAACUCAUUAGGGACACAAGGAUCAGGAAUCGUGCCUGAUGGAUUGGGUGAAGAUACUAAUUGUAAUAACCAUUUAUGGGUUAAUCCUAGCGGUGAGAGGAAUGAAAAUAGAAUAGAGAACCAGAGUGACGCUGGUUAUCUUGUCAAAGUUGGAGGGAGCCCUGAGAAUUCACAUGUUCAAAGUGAGGAAUGUGAGGAAGGAAGCAAGGGAAAUGAAGUGGAGGUAGAUGAACCCAAAAGUAAAAGAAGGAAAAACGAGAAUCAAUCCCAUGAAGUAGUAGCAGUAGCAGAGGAAGGUUUAGUGGAGCCUCAAGUGGUGGUUCAGAGUUCUACAGAUUCUGAUGUGCUUGGAGACGGCUUUCGCUGGAGGAAAUAUGGACAGAAGGUUGUGAAGGGCAAUCCAUAUCCCAGAAGUUAUUAUAGAUGCACUAACAUAAAGUGCAGCGCCCGGAAACAUGUGGAAAGAUCAAUAGAUGACCCAAAAGCAUUUAUCACUACUUACGAGGGGAAACACAACCAUGAGAUGCCACGCAAAGCUAUAGGUGCUGUGGCUUCUGAGAAAGUCAAGCAAUGAUUAACUCAUCGACAGGGAAACAACAGUAGAAUCCACUAUUUAGUCUUCAAGUUCAGAAAACAACAAUGAAAAUAUGAAAUGGCAUUUGUAUUAUGGAGCCAAUGAAUGACCUUAUAAGAGCUUGUUCUGAUAUCAGUGUCAGUACAUUCUUUCCUUUCUUGCCUAAAUAAUAAUAUAUCUUAUUAGAUUUGGUCCA
Messenger RNA from Prosopis cineraria, 1914 nucleotides. RefSeq names its product WRKY transcription factor 44-like. The transcript has 7 exons. Gene Ontology annotation, molecular function: sequence-specific DNA binding; DNA-binding transcription factor activity. Gene Ontology annotation, biological process: regulation of DNA-templated transcription. The coding region runs from base 414 to 1718 and encodes 434 amino acids. The record is from RefSeq and is a predicted model, not a curated record. NCBI's taxonomy places the organism in Eukaryota, Viridiplantae, Streptophyta, Magnoliopsida, Fabales, Fabaceae.